AUGACAACCACAACCGUAUCACUAAUACCAAAAGAAAUUUUAGAUUUAAUUCCGCUAUAUAGUGGUGAUAAAAGACAGUUAAAUCUUUACUUACAAAAAUGUCAAUACGUGAUUGAGCAUUAUAAUGGCAACGAGGAACAAAAUCUUUACGUUUUUAAUGCUUUAACGAGUAGACUAAGAGAUGAUGCAGCUGCGCUUUUAUCCGAACGAGAGGACAUUGUAACAUGGUCCACUUUAAAAACUCUGUUAAUCCAACAUUUUGGAGACCAUCGCAGCGAAGAGUGCAUUAAUAUUGAGUUAGAAUCUUUAAAAAUUAUUCCAGGUGAAACCUUUCUCGAAUUUUGUAACAGAAUACAAGGUGUUCGUUCAUUAUUAAUGUCGAAGGUCAAUUCAAUUCAUGAUCCAGAUUUAAAACUUGCGAAGUCAGUUAUUUAUAAUAAUACAGCCUUAAAUGUGUUUUUAUAUAACCUCCCGGAAAAUAUGGUGCGUUUAGUUAGGCUUAAAUCACCCACAACUUUAGAAGCAGCCCUAAGUAUUCUUCUCGAGGAAGUAAACUUCUUAGAGCAAUAUAAAAUGCGUAAUCAUAUACAUGGUAAUAGCCAAAUUAUGGGUUCAAGGCCAUCGAUGACACAACAAUUUGAUCACAAGCCCAGCUUACCUUUUUAUCCUCAAUUCAAUUUCAAUAAUUCUCAAAAGACACCUCAAAUUCAGGGUCAAGGUCAACUACCAAGGCCAUCGUUCGGUUAUAGACCUCAGUUAGGUUUCCAAUCGCAGCAAUUGGGGUACAGACCGUCGCAACAAUUUGGGUACAGACCUUCGCAACAAUUUGGAUACAGGCCUCCGCAAAAAUUUGGAUACAGGCCUCCGCAAGAACUUGGAUACAGACCUCCGCAACAAUUUGGAUACAAACCUCCACAGCAAUUCGGGUAUAAGCCCCCACAACAACUAGGCUCAGCCAAAAAUGCAACAAGAAUUUAA
Melitaea cinxia (Glanville fritillary) is the source of this 978-nucleotide messenger RNA. RefSeq lists its product as uncharacterized. The record is from RefSeq and is a predicted model, not a curated record. Bases 1 to 978 code for a protein of 325 amino acids. Lineage: Eukaryota; Metazoa; Arthropoda; Insecta; Lepidoptera; Nymphalidae. The transcript has 2 exons.